CUCUUUUCGACACGGAAGAUCACUGGCAAGGUCAGUGAUCAUGCAUUAGCUGGCUGGGCUUGGCGAACAGAGUUUACGGAGCAUACACCAGCAUCAUUGUCGGUUGAACAGUCACACUUCCCACACCUCCUCCCCCUGAUCGGGCUGGCAGGCUGGCAGGCCAAGAAACCUCACCACGAUCACCACGAUCACAUACAUGACCACCACAUAAGACAACACAUGUUAUCACAUUCAUAAUGUCUAAACCCACUUCUUCCCCUCUUUCCCCGCCACCCCCUCAAUCAUCUUCCACUCUCUUCACCCCCGGCAAAAUCUACCCCCUGGCCCUCAUUCUCCGCCUCGUGCUCCUCCUGUACGGCUCCUACCAAGACACUCACUCCCCGCUCAAAUACACCGACAUCGACUACCUCGUCUUCACCGAUGCAGCGCGCUUUGUCGCCGCCGGCGGCAGCCCCUACGAGCGCGCCACAUACCGGUACACGCCACUGCUGUCAUGGGCGCUGCUGCCCACGACCUGGAGCUGGCCGCCCGGCAGUUUCGCCGCAGGCAAGGUGCUCUUCGCGGUGUCGGACAUCGUCGCCGGAUGGCUACUCCACCGCAUCCUCGUGCAGCACCAUGGCAUGGCCGCGCCGCGCGCGCUACGCUACGCCAGCGUCUGGCUGCUGAACCCGAUGGUGGCGAACAUCAGCACGCGGGGUAGUUCCGAGGGCGUGCUGGGCCUGCUCACAGCCCUGCUGGUGUAUCUUGUUCUGGGCGCCGAAAUGGCCAGCCCGGUUAACUCUGCUAGAAGGCUGAGUCGAGUCGCUCUCGCAGGCCUCGUGCUCGGCGUGGCCGUGCACGUCAAGAUCUACCCGUUCGUGUACGGGGUGUCGGUGCUUUUGUUUUUGGAUCGGCAUCAACACCCUCAAAAGAAGAAGCAGGCAGAUGAAGGCGCAAGCAAGCUGCUCGCCCUGCUAACUCCCGCCCGCCUACUCUUCACCACCACCGCCCUCGCGACCUUCCUCACGCUCAAUAUGCUGAUGUAUAACCGCUACGGAUGGGACUUCCUCCAGCAUACCUUCCUGCAUCACCUGACCCGCGUCGACCAUCGCCAUAAUUUCUCCGUGUAUGCUUCGCUGCUUUAUGAUUCUGCUGCUUCUUCCGCUUCAGCCUCCGCUUCAACAUUGGGGACCGGAACAGCAGGCUUCGAGCGCUGGGCCUUCCUCCCGCAACUCGGGCUUUCGGUCGCGUGUAUCCCGCUGGCCCUCGCGCGAAGGAGUCUCUCUGGUGCGAUGCUGGCGCAGACUUUUGCGUUUGUUGUUUGGAAUAAGGUUUGUACGAGUCAGUACUUCCUCUGGUACCUAAUCUUCCUCCCGCUUUACCUCCCUUAUUCGUCAUUUUUGCGGUCCCCGCGAAAAGGCGUGCUGGCGCUGGGGUUGUGGGUUUUUGCGCAGGCUCUCUGGCUCCAGCAGGCGUAUAACCUCGAGUUCCUGGGUCUGUCGACCUUCGUGCCUGGGUUGUGGGUUGCGUCGGUGGGGUUCUUUGCGGUGAAUGUUUGGAUUCUUGGUGUUAUUAUUUCUGAUGUUGGGGGUAUGGGUUUCAUUUAAUUUGUGGAUGGGGUGUGGGGGUUAUUUUUAUGUGGGUG
Molecule: messenger RNA, 1624 nt
Organism: Aspergillus homomorphus CBS 101889
Lineage: Eukaryota; Fungi; Ascomycota; Eurotiomycetes; Eurotiales; Aspergillaceae
Product: glycosylphosphatidylinositol-alpha 1,4 mannosyltransferase I
Exons: 3
Coding region: 237-1586 (449 amino acids)
Biological process (GO): GPI anchor biosynthetic process
Cellular component (GO): glycosylphosphatidylinositol-mannosyltransferase I complex; membrane
Molecular function (GO): alpha-1,4-mannosyltransferase activity; GPI mannosyltransferase activity
Source: RefSeq, a predicted model, not a curated record